UCCAAUGUAGGCUCCAGACAGGCAUGCGUGGUGCCUUUGGGAAGCCCCAGGGCACAGUGGCCAGGGUUCACAUUGGCCAGGUCAUCAUGUCCAUCCGCACCAAGCUGCAGAAUAAGGAACAUGUGAUUGAGGCUCUUCGUAGAGCCAAGUUCAAAUUCCCUGGGCGCCAGAAGAUCCACAUCUCAAAGAAAUGGGGCUUUACUAAGUUUAAUGCAGAUGAAUUUGAAGACAUGGUUGUUGAGAAGCGACUCAUUCCUGAUGGCUGUGGUGUCAAAUAUAUUUCUAAUCGUGGUCCCCUGGACAAGUGGCUAGCCCUACACUCCUGAGGGCUUUCAUGGUGCUCUCCUGUACCCUACCAAAUCAUGUUCAGUAAUAAAUCUCACAUCCAGUCUGCU
Microtus ochrogaster (prairie vole) is the source of this 395-nucleotide messenger RNA. Its product is annotated as large ribosomal subunit protein uL16-like. Gene Ontology annotation, molecular function: structural constituent of ribosome. Gene Ontology annotation, cellular component: ribosome. The record is from RefSeq and is a predicted model, not a curated record. Gene Ontology annotation, biological process: translation. NCBI's taxonomy places the organism in Eukaryota, Metazoa, Chordata, Mammalia, Rodentia, Cricetidae.